AAAUGUCAAUUAAUCCCAAGGCAAGAAAAACACACAGCGUUUGUACACAAGAACGAAUAAUAAAUUUGCGUUUAUAGCAGGCGUGAAAAUAAAAAAAUACGUAAACGAAAAAAUAGUAAUUCAUUAUAAUGGUGAAACUAAAAUAUAAUAAAUAGGUUGUGUACAAAAGAACGAAUAAGGAGAGAAAUUUGAACACUUGUUUUGAAAAUGGAUCCCUGGAUUUUUCUCAGCGUUGUCGUGGUGCUGUAUGGCGUCUGUUUUUUCAUUGAUCGCCUUUUCAAGAGUUGUAUGCACUAUCCGUAUGAGACAUUUCUAAAAAAUACUGGUCUAACGGUACAAUUUUUGCGCAUUCGUUGGCAUACGACUGCGUUUAAUCGUGCCAUGCUGCGAUGGGGUAACAACAGCGGUUGGAUGCGUGUGUGGCUAACGCGCAGCUACACUGUCGGAGUUUUGGUGGCUUUGGCAUUGUUACCAAUUGGUAUUAUUUUAUUGUUCAUAACAAUAUUUAAUGAAGAAAGUAAUGGUGCUUCAAACGCUGGCGGAAAUGGAGCCAAUGCUGAGAGUGGGAUAUUACAAAAUGCACCAAAAGUAGAAAUAUUAUUGCCUGGUGUGAAUUUGCCGCUGGAAGAGGUUGGUUAUUAUGCGUUAACGCUACUUUUAUGCACAAUGGUGCACGAAUUCGGACACGCAUUAGCAGCAGUACAAGAGGAUAUACCAGUUAUUGGGUUCGGGUUCCAAUUAUAUCUAUGUUUGCCGUUCGCGUACACAGAGAUCUCCACCGAGCACCUUAAUGCUUUAAAAUGGCUCAAGAAAUUGCGCAUAAUCUGUGCCGGAAUUUGGCAUAAUUUCGUUUUUGCAUGCGUUUGUUAUUUUCUUCUCUCCACGUUAAACUAUGUGGCCGCGCCAUUCUACACCAUUGAUCAUGGUGUUGUUGUAACAGAAAUGUCGCGCAAUUCACCGCUCCUUGGAACAGCUGGGAAAGGUCUGAUGGUUAGUGAUGUUGUUUCGCAAAUCAACGAUUGCAAGGUAAACAAGGAGUCCGAUUGGUAUGAGUGCCUUCUACGUUCGAUACGAGGCACUCGCCUUGGGUACUGUGUUUCUCAUGAUUUUAUACGUUACAAUGAUGAAAGCAUCGAAAUCUCACAUCAUAGCGCUGAUGGCAUGCUGCAGUGCUGUGAUGAACGCAACGAGAAACUGUGCUGUUUCGAAUCGGUAACUGAAAGUCUCAAUAGCUUAGAAACUGCUGACAUGACAGACGCAGCAGAACACGCACAAAUACCGCAACACGUUUGCUUAGAUGUACGCCGCACACUUGAGGAUUCACAUGGCUUCUGCAGCGGUAUCAAUGGUAAAAGCAGCAAUUCGAAAGAUGGCAAUUCCUGCCAGAGCGGCUUUUGUUUGCGUCCAUUACUUCGCAAUACAACUACGAUUUUAACGUUCAAACGUACUAGCAACAGUGUUAAUAAUCAGCCGACGAAAUUGCGAGACGUUAUCUAUAUUGGUCAUCCAACUGACGUUUUUAGUACUGUACGGAUUUCCCCAUAUGUGCCCCGUCGGUCUUAUGUAUCAUCACAAUGGUGUGAUGCCUACGCUCUCUUCCUAAAAUAUAAUGUGAUCUUCAGUUUUGGUCAAGCGCUUUUAAACGCCAUACCAUGUUUUGGUCUCGACGGCUACCACAUUACAAGCACUAUUGUGCAUAGUUUUCUAGUCCAGCGCAUCGCAGAACGUCCGAAGCGCGAUUUUAUAGCACUACUAGUCGCUGGCACAGGCACAUUGCUGUUUGGCUCAGCGCUCCUCAAAGUGCUAUGGAUGAGUGUGAUGCGAUUUGUAUAUUAGCCUAAAACGAGUUUCUGCUCUCACUACUUCUAUGUUACUUUGUAUAUUUAUUUUUAAAAACAAAUUUUAAAUGAUAUAUGUAGAUUAACGCAGGCACAAUGCAUGCUUACGAAUACAAAUUUAUUAAUUUAUAAGUUUUCUACCAAACACACGUAGACGCUGUGGUAAUUAAUUGGAGGAUUUGCUGCUAUCUUUAAUUUAAGAGAUUUUGAAGCUGGUGCAAAUAGCACGCGUUAAAUCGAGUUAACAUUUUGUAAUAACAUACCUAAUUAGGUACUACGUACGAAAAUACGAAAAUAAUUUAUAUUAGACGCUUUCGAGGGGAUCCGAACGGCCACGAAAUCGUAACUGCGGAAUUACCAAAUAAUAUGCACAAAACUAGCAAAUAAAAAGGGCGCUGAAUUCAAACUGA
Messenger RNA from Anastrepha ludens (Mexican fruit fly), 2248 nucleotides. It is a transcript of the gene S2P, whose product is annotated as membrane-bound transcription factor site-2 protease. Gene Ontology annotation, molecular function: metalloendopeptidase activity. Gene Ontology annotation, biological process: regulation of response to endoplasmic reticulum stress; membrane protein intracellular domain proteolysis. The transcript is spliced from 3 exons. The coding region runs from base 208 to 1836 and encodes 542 amino acids. Gene Ontology annotation, cellular component: membrane; cytoplasm. Lineage: Eukaryota; Metazoa; Arthropoda; Insecta; Diptera; Tephritidae. The record is from RefSeq and is a predicted model, not a curated record.